ACGCAAACGGUUGUGCACGCGUUGUCGUUGUCGUACAGAAAAGAGAGUCCAAUAAUUUGAUUCAUGCGGGCGCCAAAUUAAUACGGCAAAGUAACUAAAAUACAGGCGAAAUUCUUAAAACGCAGUUCAAAAGCGCUUCUUAGGAGUGUGUGAGUUGGUCUUUCCCUCUGUCCAGAACUGAGAACAAAAUCAUAGGGAAAUACCUCAUCGACAACAACCGAAAACAACAGCAACAAGAACAAGAGCCGUACAUCACGCGAAGGAAACGUGACGUAAUUUCUGUAUUGUUCAAUCCAUUCGUCGUGUGCCGUUAUACACAGAAGCCAGGCUUUGCCAUCAACAUAAAAGCAACAAGCAGGGAGAGAGAGAGAGAGAGGCAGAGAGAGCGAAGAAGUCAGCCUUUGUGUGUGUGUGGGUGUGUGUGGGUGUGUGUGGGUGUGUGUGGUGUAACUUUGUGUGUCCGCACUCUUCGCCCAAUAAACCCUGCCACCUGCAGUUCUGGGCAGCCCCACCACUAAUCCCGAAGACCGGACAAAGAGGAAAACCAACAGAAAGCACACGACGAGAUGUUCAUCGAAGAUGAUGCGCAAAUGGACAGCUUCUGGGUGCACACCGCAAUUGGGGUGAUCAAUGCGAUCGCGUUCGUCUACGACAUCAUAACCCUGCCGGUGUGCUUCGUCCUGCAGAAGCCAUGGAAACAACGACACGACUCGCGCCGAGUGAAGGCCAAGAUCAUCAAGAAAGAUGAAAGCGAGCUGACAUACCGGACCACGGACCCGCCCCGCGAUGUGCACGUGAAGAUGCUGCAGGAGAACAUCGAUACGCUGGAGAAGGUCUUCAACUAUGUGGCCAAGACGCACUCGAACAAGCGCUGUCUGGGCACGCGCCAGAUCCUCAACGAGGAGGACGAGGUGCAGCCGAACGGACGUGUCUUCAAGAAAUACAACAUGGGCGACUACAAGUGGAGGACCUUCACAGAGGCGGAGCGGCAGGCGGCCAACUUUGGCCGCGGCCUGCGAGAGCUGGGCCAGAAGCCGCGUGAGAACAUUGUCAUAUUCGCCGAGACCCGGGCCGAGUGGAUGGUGGCCGCCCAUGGCUGCUUCAAGCAAGCCAUGCCCAUUGUCACCGUCUACGCCACCCUAGGAGACGAUGGCGUGGCCCACUGCAUCAGCGAAACGGAAGUCACCACGGUCAUCACCUCGCACGACUUGCUGCCCAAGUUCAAGACCCUGCUGGCCCAGUGCCCCAAUGUGGACACCAUCAUCUACAUGGAGGACCAGCUGCACAAAACGGAAACCACUGGCUUCAAGGAGGGCGUCAAGGUCUUGCCGUUCAACCAGGUGGUCAAAAUAGGACAGGACAGCAAAUUCGAGAGCGUGCCACCCAAGGGCGAUGAUAUUGCCAUUAUUAUGUACACAUCCGGAUCCACUGGCACACCCAAGGGUGUCCUGCUGUCGCACAAGAACUGCAUUGCCACGAUGAAGGGCUUCGUCGAUAUGGUGCCCAUCUAUCCGGAUGAUGUGCUGAUUGGCUUCCUGCCGCUGGCUCACGUCUUCGAACUGGUGGCGGAGAGUCUCUGCCUGAUGACUGGCGUUUCCAUUGGCUACUCGACGCCGCUGACCCUCAUCGAUACGAGCAGCAAGAUCAGGCGGGGCUGCAAGGGGGACGCCAGCGUGUUGAAGCCCACGUGCAUGACGUCGGUGCCACUGAUACUCGAUCGCAUCUCCAAGGGCAUCAACGACAAGGUCAAUUCCGGAUCGGCCUUCAGGAAAGCCCUCUUCAAAUUCCUCUACCAGUACAAAGUCAAGUGGAUACAGCGAGGCUACAAGACGCCUCUCAUUGACAAAUUUGUCUUCAAGAAGGUGGCUAAACUGAUGGGCGGCAAGGUGCGCAUCAUUAUGUCGGGCGGAGCGCCGCUAUCUGCGGACACACACGAACAGAUCAAGACCUGCCUGUGCGUCGACUUGAUUCAGGGCUAUGGAUUGACAGAGACCACAUCGGGAGCCACAGUGAUGCACGAGAGAGACAUGACCUAUGGACGCACUGGUGGACCAUUGACCGUCUGCGACAUUCGUCUGGUCAAUUGGGAGGAGGGAAACUAUCGCGUCACCAACAAGCCAUAUCCGCAGGGCGAGGUGCUCAUUGGUGGCGACUGUGUCUCCCAGGGUUACUACAAGCUGCCCAACAAGACCAACGAGGAUUUCUUCGAGGAGGAUGGCAAACGCUGGUUCAAAACCGGCGACAUUGGCGAGGUGCAAACCGAUGGCGUACUUAAGAUAAUUGAUCGCAAGAAGGAUCUGGUUAAGCUGCAGGCCGGCGAAUACGUUUCUCUUGGCAAGGUCGAAUCGGAGCUAAAGACAUGCGGCAUCGUGGAGAACAUCUGCGUUUAUGGCGAUCCCACAAAGCAGUUCACUGUGGCGCUCGUCGUGCCAAAUCAGAAACAUCUGGAGGAUCUGGCCGAGCGUCACGGCCUGCAGAACAAAACCUAUGAGGAGCUGUGCUCGUCGCCAGUUAUGGAGAAGGCCAUACUCAAGGAGAUUGCCGAUCAUUCACGAAAAUGCAAAUUGCAAAAGUUCGAGGUGCCCGCCGCCAUUACGCUGUGCAAGGAGGUCUGGUCACCGGACAUGGGCCUGGUGACGGCUGCCUUUAAGCUCAAGCGCAAGGACAUUCAGGAUAGAUAUCAACAUGAUAUUAACCGCAUGUAUGCCUCAUGAAAGUCAAUGUACUAAACACGCUGGUUGGUGCACACGCAACAGCAACAGCAACGACAACAACAACAACAACCAGCAUUACGAUAACUUGAGUUGAGGAGCAACGAGUUGCGACGAGACCCAGUGUGUACUGCCUGGCAGCCCAGUACCACUCCCACGCAGAGAGACACCAGCGACACAACGAUAAGCACGCAUAACAAAAUCCGAAAACCAAAUUAGCUUAAGGACCAAAAGAUCUAGGAGCUAAACCAGACAGGCGACACGAGACGAGACAAGCUCAGACAAGCGCAUGUAUAGAGAGUUCUCGUUUAUAUGUAUAUCGAUUGUGUUUCCUUUUAUUUGCCAGAGUUCUUUUGUUGCGAAUUAUACUUGUUCUUAGCCCAUAAUAAAUUGAGUUCUUGGAAGCCGAUAAGGGGUUUGGUUUGGCAGCAAUGCUCUGUGUCUGUCGGUGCUCAGAAUGGAAUGCAUAUGCAAUUUAUGAUGACCGAAUGCCUAUGAUAAUGAAAAUGAUUAUAUUGAUGAAUGAUAUGAAUGAGAAUGAGAAUAUUGUGUAAUGUACAGUUUUCGGUUUUUAGUACACUCUGUGGCAAAAACAAAUUUGCAUAAACAAUAAUUAUUUUUAUAGAAAAACAUUAAAGUAAGCUUAAGUGGUUUCCUAUUAAUUAUGUACAUACAAUAUAUAAACACACACACGCAUACAAGUUUAUAUAUAACUUAUAUAUAUAGUGUACUUCUUUAUGUAGCUAAAGCAAAAACCUAAGCGACUUGAUUAUGAAUUAAAAUAUAUAAUGCAAACAAAAAACGAUGUAAAAUAAUUAAGCACAUUUUCUUUGGCGCAACAAACAAAAAUGAAACAAAAGCAAAAGCAAAAGUGGAACCCUCCAUAAACUAUUUUUAGCACACACAAAUGGCAAAAAAGGUUACAAACGGCAGAUGUAGUAUAUAUUUUAGCUCAAUUUAGUUCAAUGAAAAGGAAACGGGCCACAAAUGUAUUUUAUGGAAUCCAGUUUGUCAAAAGCAAAAGCAAAAACUCAAAAUUCAAAUGCAAAUACGUUUUAGUCAUACUUUUUAGUUAAACUAUGUAUGAAUGUAUGUACGACCUAGGGAACGUAUAGCAAUUUUUUGUUGGAAACUGCGUUUCUUACAAAAUAAGUUAAUUUUAUUCAAACGAUUUGUUUGCAAUUUUUACGAAGUGCGUGAGUGGUGGAUUUUUUCAUAAUUAACAUUGAUUUUCGUGUUAAAUAUGGAAUGAUACGAUGCUAAUAAGACACAUUUUAAUUAUAUCUGGAUGAGUGG
Messenger RNA from Drosophila miranda, 4007 nucleotides. Its product is annotated as long-chain-fatty-acid--CoA ligase 3-like. Gene Ontology annotation, cellular component: lipid droplet; plasma membrane; endoplasmic reticulum. Bases 567 to 2714 code for a protein of 715 amino acids. Gene Ontology annotation, biological process: long-chain fatty acid metabolic process; long-chain fatty-acyl-CoA metabolic process; neuron differentiation. The record is from RefSeq and is a predicted model, not a curated record. Gene Ontology annotation, molecular function: palmitoyl-CoA ligase activity. The transcript has 11 exons. NCBI's taxonomy places the organism in Eukaryota, Metazoa, Arthropoda, Insecta, Diptera, Drosophilidae.